This is a messenger RNA of Carassius carassius (crucian carp), 2784 nucleotides long. RefSeq names its product nyctalopin-like. The record is from RefSeq and is a predicted model, not a curated record. The coding region runs from base 609 to 2018 and encodes 469 amino acids. Lineage: Eukaryota; Metazoa; Chordata; Actinopteri; Cypriniformes; Cyprinidae. Gene Ontology annotation, molecular function: protein binding. The transcript is spliced from 3 exons. Gene Ontology annotation, cellular component: plasma membrane.
UAAUAAUCUAUAGAAAAAUAAGAUUUUGGGAAUGGACAUUGAUUUUAUAUUUGUGCUUUAUAAACACAUUCGAAUUUUUGAUAAAUCCUUGUGUUUAGCAAUAAUUCAUUUUAAACAUGACACUGCUGAAGCCUGAUGAGUCCUAAAAACGGAAAGAGAAUGAAAAAUUCUGUUAUUUCUCAAUGCCAACUGAAAAGUGCCCCCUAAUAUGAAAUCCAGGUGGUAGAGGGGUCUCUAAUGACAAGGUGUUAACAUACUUGCAGAUGUUUCCUGAAACGUUGACAUUAUGGUGCAGUAUCUCAUGACCACUGGUUUAUAUAAGGAGAUUGCAGCCUGUAAUCUUUGUGUACUAUUGAGGCCCAGUGGGUCAUUUCUGCUCGCUUUGAUUUCAGAGUACUGCUUUAAACGCUUAUAAUCCCAGGAUUUUUCUGCCAUUAAGUGAUGGCUUUUUGAAGGGGGGUGCUGAUGAUAGUGGAUGUGUGCACAUACAAACAUUCAUAUUCUCUAGGAGAGAAGCAGUAGAGACAGUCAUGGUGGAUGAACUUUUAUUAGUUGUCUGUGCACGAGAAUCUUUACCGAACAUGCUCGACAGUUGAGCAGAGCCAGUGAUGCGUUUCAUCCUAAUUGCUGUGUACUUCCUCCUUGUCCUCCCCCGUCAUGCCCUGGCCCUAUGGGCCUGCACGCGCUCUUGUCCUCCCAGUUGCACGUGCACUCACGAGAAGAGUUGCAGCGUCCUGUGUGACCACGUCAACAUGAUGGACCUGCCCAAAGAGUUCCCCUGCGAGGCAUCCUCCAUCAACCUGGACAAGAACAGCAUCAAGUUUCUGUCCGAGCGGGCCUUUGGCACCCUGCCUUCACUCGAGACACUCUCGCUGAACCACAACAACAUCUCCUUCAUCACACCGGGAGCGUUUAAAGGGCUGCCCAACUUGCUGGAACUCAAGUUGUCCCACAACGAGCACAUCCGCUACCUGCACACUCGCUCCUUCACGGCACUCAAGCGCUUGGUGCGUCUGGACCUCUCCGACUGUAACCUGUUCAGCAUGCCAGACCGCAUCUUCCUGGAGCAAAUCUCCCUGAAGGAACUGCUGUGUUUCCAAAACAACUUUCGACAUGUUCCCGGGUCCAUAAGGGGGAUGGAAAACCUCACACAUGUUUACUUGGAGCGCAACAAGAUUGAAGCGGUGGCCUACAGCACUUUGUUGGGCCUAACCAACCUCAAGUACCUCAACUUACAGGAGAAUCGCAUAAACGUGAUACACGAUGAGGCCUUCAAAGAUCUAGUGCGUCUGGAGAACUUCUACCUGAACGAUAACCUGUUGGUCGACUUGCCCCAGCAUGCUUUCAAGGGCCUAAGCAACUUAAAAAUGCUGAAUCUCGGUGGGAACGUGUUGAGCAAUGUGUCCAAAACAUGGUUCAGUGACCUGGUGGAGCUGGAGGUGCUGUACCUGGAUCGGAACCGGCUGUCCUACAUCGAGGAGGGCGCCUUUGAGAACUUGACGAGCCUCAUCACGCUGCACCUCAACAGCAACAAUCUGACGUCUCUGUCCUUCUCCGUCUUCAAGCCCAUCUAUUUCAUCGGCCGCCUGUAUCUCUUUCGAAACCCCUGGGAGUGUACCUGCGACCUGGAGUGGUUGAGGGAGUGGAUGGAGAGUUAUAAGUUGGUGAGAGACAUUCCAUGUGCAUCUCCAUCCUCCGUGGGGGGCUUGGACCUGAGUGAAGUUGUCUACGCUCACCUGAACGGCACCUGUCUGGAUCCCCCGGAGCUCAACCUGACCACAUCUCCUCCUGAGUAUUCCACCAUGGAGAACAAGUUCAAUAGCCUCAUCUCCAGACUUCUACAGCAGGAACUGAGGGACGAGAUGGUCAACGUCACGGAUGGUCUGAGGAACGGCACCCAGCAGGACCUCGCUGAGAGUCAGGUUUCUUCUGGACGUGGACUGUUCGGAGCUCCGCAGACUGUGUCUCUUCUUGUGAUUCUUUUUCAACUCCAGAUUAACGGCAUUAAUGCCUCUUGAGUCUGGUGAAUACCAAAAGGGAUUGAAGUGCAUCCAAGAGUGGAAGUAAUUUUCCAGUAUGGGAAACGUUUGGAUUUAAGGCCGUGAUGAAAUGUUUGAUCUAUCUUGCCAUGAGCGGUGGGUUUUCUCAUGUUGAAUAUGGAAUUCUGGAAGAUAUAAGGGAGUUGGAGAUGAUCAUCUCUUUAAAUGAAUGGAAACUGGUCUUGAAGGGAAAGGAGCACGUUUUAAGCAAAUAAGACUGUAAAGUGUAACUGAGGGCCAUUUUCUGAGAACUGCAACUAGUGGCACGAAUGUUUUUAUAGCAUUAUUUUUUUUAUCUAGAUUUGAUUUAAAACAUCUUAACGUAUCUAUAGUGCAAAUACAUUUGUACCUGUUCUGUUUCAUAACUUUGUAACAUUUGUUGUUUAGGAGGUUCAUCUGAUAAAGUGUCUCUCUAUCAUUUCACCAGAAGGCAUAACACGCUGUCCUCUUUGUUUGGAUCAUUGAAUUGGCUAAGUUUCCAGUUCUGGAAAAUGCAUUAGUCCUCCUAUUCUCUAAAGCUUAAGUGCACUCAGUAACAUAAGCUUCUUCAUAUUGUAACCAAAUGGAUUGGCUUUAUCAUGGUGUUUCUCUGUUACGAUCAUAAAUCUUCACUAUACAGAGCACAACGUGCACAGAAUGAUUUUGUCAUAUUCUGACAUGAGCUUCUGAGCUACUAAAUAUAAAGUAUUUGUGGAAGAGACCCAAUUGUUGUGCUUUAAUACAGAUUUUUGUUCACUUGUGAUUG